Messenger RNA from Passer montanus (Eurasian tree sparrow), 3129 nucleotides. It is a transcript of the gene CUNH17orf58, whose product is annotated as chromosome unknown C17orf58 homolog. Gene Ontology annotation, molecular function: protein binding. Lineage: Eukaryota; Metazoa; Chordata; Aves; Passeriformes; Passeridae. The record is from RefSeq and is a predicted model, not a curated record. The transcript has 5 exons. Bases 708 to 2030 code for a protein of 440 amino acids.
AGUUAAACUGUCACAAUGGAAAUCUUGUGUAGCAAUAAGGUCACAUAGAAAUAAGCCUUCUUAAUUCAGUAAUCCAAAUCAGGGUUGGCUUGGUGUGUGAAAAUUUGCAGAGUUCUUCAUGAUGGCAAAGAGAGAUUUAAAAAUAAAGCUGUGUGGGAUCAGCAGAGCUUUCCCUUGGACUAGACAGUCACUACUGCAUUUUUCAGUCUGAAAAGAAUCACAGAAACUGGUUCCUGGAAGUAAAAGAGGAGAUUAGCAGCUGUAUCACUGGAGGUGGCCAGAAAUCCCCAGAUAUGUUCCAUUGCCAUGCACAUCCUUACAGACAGACCCUGCAUCCCGGGGCUCUGGUGUAUUCCAGCAUCUCCCAGUGCCCCCCAGAACACAGCUCUCCACAGCCACCAAAACCAUGCUUGUUCCCUGUGAUUUUCCCCUACAGAGCACCAGAGGAGGGCAAGGCUCUCCCCAAAAUAAAACCCUGCUGCCGGAACCACGCGUGGGUGUGUUAUUCCCAGGACACAGGUGAUGCAGCCAGGGGUUGCUCCCUUUGGGAAGGAGCACGCUGGUGAGGCAGCAGCUUGGUCUUGCUCCAGUGGGUUGUCCAGCCAGUGAUUCCCGUUUCCCCUCAGGCUGCCUCUCAUUAGCAUGGAUCGGGGGGAGGGCAUAAAAGACUCCAGCUCAUUUUGAGUCUGGAAAAACUUUACUUCAAAAUGACAGCCCGAGUGUUCUGGCUCCUCUGCUUUGUCAUUAGAUCAUCCUCUGGAUCCGUGCUGUACGCUGAGAAGCCCGGGCAGGCUCUCAGCAAAGAUGUUUUUGGUGCAGCUCGGGGCAAGGCGGCAGCGCGGGGCCCGGCCAUGGCGCCCGCGCCCCCUCAGCAGCCGCGGCCCCCGGGGCUGCCGGCCCUCGCCUCCGACACGAAGAAACGCGCGGAGCCCUCCCUGGAAAACAGCACGGGGCAAAGGAAGCACCUCGGGCAGCUGCGGGCCGCGGGCAGCCCGGCCCCGGGGGCUCCUCCCGGCCCGCCGGACCCGGGCCGGGCCAACAGGCCGCAGACGGGCCGGGGGCGGGCCGGGGCCGCCAACAGCGCGGGGAGCCUGCGGGCCCGGCCGGGGACCGUGCCCCUGCUGCGCACCCAGCCGAGCCCCGACCCGGGGGAGUCCAACCGAGCAGGGAAGGGGAUGCCCUCCGGAGAGCCCCAGCCCUCCAGCGGCAUCCCCGAACCCUCGUGGGUCACCAACCGCGGGGCGCCCGGGUACCGGGCCGCGCUGGGGGAAGACGGUGACAGGCAGAAGGUGUGCCCGAGCGAGUGCAGGAAGGAGCGCGAUGAAGGGGAGGCUCUCUGUGCCAGCGAGUUCGCAGUGAAUGGAAUUGUCUAUAACCUGGAGAAGCUGGGGGAUGGGGUGCAGUGGAUCACCCUCCUGGUGGACAGUGCUGGGCUGUACAAGAUGAGCCGCCUGUACGUCACUCCUGACGCCGCCUUCUUCCGAGCUCACAUCCUGGUUGUGGAUACUUGGAACUGCACUAAACCAUGCCCAGACUUCAAACUUGCAAAUCACCAUUUCCGUGCCAGCGGAGCUCAGGGUGCCCCGUGUCCAGGACGUUUCCACAGGCACAACUUCCCGUCUGUUCCCAGCGCUGCUGACCGCCGCUGUGGGCUUGGUGUGUGUCGUUGCAGGCAGCAGGUACAUCGUGAUGGGGCACAUCCACCACAAGCGCCGCCGGGUGCCCGCCCAGCUGCUGCCGGCGCUGCGCGGGCGGCUGCGCCCGGGGGACGGCUGGCUGGGCAGCGGCAGCGGCUACGCCAGGAGAUUCACCAGGAAAAGCGAUCUCAGGGUGAGGGCGGCGCGCUCCAAGUGUGCCUAAGGCUCCGGGGCUCCGUCCGGGACGGGAGCAGCGGGACGCGCCCUCGGAGCGCCCCUGGCAUGGCAGCGCUCCCGCCUGGAGCCGCGGCCUCUGUGCUGCAGCCAGCGCUGGGUGCCUCCAGCAGGCACCCCCGGCAGCCCCAGCGCAGAAGUCACUCCAGGGAAUGUUAACCGGCCGUGAAUUUGCUCCAGCUGCUUUCAGAGCCACAGGUUGUUGUUGCUUCCCCUGCUGCAGUGUGCCCUGAAUAAUCUGUAGUGACUGUAAUGCAAAAUUCUGGCAGUUUUUUCAGCAGUACACAACUGCACUUUGAACCCUUCACCUUGAACACAUUAGAUGAUGCCACAACUUUAUCUACACAGGAUGUUCACUGUGCUUUCACAGUUCUGCUUAAAGCAUUUGAUUUCAGAGAAACCAAUACCACUGAGUACCGUUUGUAUUAUUUUUGUCUCGUCAACCAUGUCCAUGGUAUUUCUGAAAAUCACACCAUUCUUCCAGCAGAGCUGGAUGUUCACACAAAGCAUACAGAAUAGAAUGUAAUAAUUUGAGUGUAUGAGCACUGACUGAAAGCAAAUCAAGAACUGCAAAACACAAAUGCCUGGUUGCAUUUACCAGUGACGGCGCAGGGAAUGCAAAAUGAGCACGGGCUGCACAAACUGGGUGUGCCAGGGCACCUUGUCCCAGAGCUUGCUGAAUGCCAUUCCCCAGCAGAAAUAUUGCCAAGCUUGUACUUGCACAAGAGCAAAGUUACUUUUUAAAUCAAAAAGACAAUAUUUUAUUACCUUUGGUGUGGUGAAAUUGAGAUGUUUGUUGUUCCCAGUCAGUAUUCACAAAUAAUAAGUCUGUAGAAGAAACUAAGAAAAUGCUCAUGAAGUUCUUCUUUCAUUGUCUCCUGGGUUCUGGAAGACCCAAAAAACUUCUGUAAUGAUGUUGCACAAAGGCAUCUCCUUGUGUGACAAGCUGGCUGAGGAUUUGAUACAUAUUUAUGUUAAGAAAUGUAAAAAAUGCAGUACAGCUUAAAACCCCACAUACUCAGCGAUAUGAUGUGACCUGCCACAGGAAGCAGUGGCUUCUAUAGAAGCAUUUUCUGUUUUGAAACAAGGUAGUUCUGACACACUGUACUGGUCACACACCUCUGCAGCUUCAUUUGGUGCCACUGGAAAGCCACGGAGCAGGGGAUGGGAUGGGCUACACUGCAUCAAGUGUUUCCUGACACGGAGCCAAAUACCAAGAGCAAACAUCCCCUGUUUGGGACCCACAAGGCUCUUACUG